GUAGACGUGGCGUAUCACCUGCUGUACCUGUGUAUUGCUCCGCGAACUCCCACACCGGCCCGUCCACGUCAGCACCUAACACGUCAGCACCUUCCACGUCAGCAUCAGCCAUGACCCCUGACAGCGGAGAAGCGACGUCGUUCCGUCAGAUGAGUCCGGAGGAGCACUGGUGGUGGGGUACCCCCGAUUACCUGAUGGGUAACUGGCACGGCCAAUGGCGAUCGUGGAAGCCGAUGCAAUCAACGGACGAGAUCAGAUCCAUGAAAUCCGUGCGCAAAUUUUGGGCCACGUCACCCGAUCUCACCAGCUUCGCUCACAUGAACGACUGGUACGACCGCCAGGGCGACGUUUCCCCGCAGGCCACCAACGUGGGCGUGCAAUGGGACAUGUCACUCGCACAGCACAGCCUCCCAGACGGCUUCUGCCACGUGGCAUCCAGCAACGCGCGCCGCUACACCGUCAGCAGGAAAGCGGACGGGAUCUGGGCGGCUCUGGAGGUGUCAGAUGGGGCGGGCGGCAUCAAGCUGCCAUUUUUAGUCGAGUUCUUCUUCUCCCACACCCCCACGUCUCGUCUUGGCACUAUGGUUGGAUUCGAGUCCGACGGAGCAUUCCGGGUAUCAGUGGUGGUGGAGGAGUCACUAGAUACCAAUGAACGCCGCCCUGCGGACUGGGUCUGGCCCACGUGGGGCCCGGGCGGCGUCCCGUCCCAUCUACCCGACCACCUGCCGCCCGUUCCGGCACUAGAUGACAAGACAAUGAUAGGAACCCGCACCAUUCUGACUCGCAACCUGAUGGUUCAGGAGCGCGAAAACGUGUCCUGGGCGGAAGCAUGGAGCCCGAACAGUGCUGCUGCUGCAGUCAUUGCAGCCAUUGCAGCAGCAGCAGGAGGAGGAGGAAAUAAUGGUGAAGCAGCCUCAGCUGGAGGGGGAGGAAAUAAUGGUGAAGCAGCCUCAGCUGGAGGGGGAGGAAAUAAUGGUGAAGCAGCCUCAGCUGGAGGGGGAGGAAAUAAUGGUGAAGCAGCCUCAGCUGGAGGGGGAGGAAAUAAUGGUGAAGCAGCCUCAGCUGGAGGGGGAGGAAAUAAUGGUGAAGCAGCCUCAGCUGGAGGGGGAGGAAAUAAUGGUGAAGCAGCCUCAGCUGGAGGAGCUGCACCAGAAGCAACAGCAGCAGCGGCAGCGGCUGGGUUCAUGGGGCGAGUGCCAGAGGGCGAUGAGGAACGUUACGCGGUGUUUGCUCUGCCGCACGGGGUGAUGGUGUGCGCCCCACGCUCGCUACAGCUGGUGGCAGGGAGGCCGUUUGUGCUGUCGGUGUCGUGGGUGGUGGGGGAGGUGGGCGAGGGGGUUGUGGGUGCAGGGGAGGUGAAGCGCAUCACUGCCUCUUGGGGGGCUGAUGGGGGCUUUGAGCGGGUAGAGGGGGAGUGGUACAGGAGAGAGGCAUGA
Messenger RNA from Closterium sp. Naga37s-1, 1436 nucleotides. Lineage: Eukaryota; Viridiplantae; Streptophyta; Zygnematophyceae; Desmidiales; Closteriaceae. The record is from the annotation of a GenBank genome assembly.